Messenger RNA from Larimichthys crocea (large yellow croaker), 954 nucleotides. RefSeq names its product von Hippel-Lindau binding protein 1 (gene vbp1). The coding region runs from base 72 to 656 and encodes 194 amino acids. The record is from RefSeq and is a predicted model, not a curated record. Lineage: Eukaryota; Metazoa; Chordata; Actinopteri; Sciaenidae. Gene Ontology annotation, cellular component: cytoplasm; prefoldin complex. The transcript has 6 exons. Gene Ontology annotation, molecular function: tubulin binding. Gene Ontology annotation, biological process: microtubule-based process; protein folding; tubulin complex assembly.
CCCUCUCCUCCUCCCUCCUCCCUCCUCAUCAGACUCGGACGUCAGGCAGGAAGGAGUAGCCUCUCUCCAAGAUGGCUGCGACCAUAGAGACCAGCGGCGCCGUGCAGACAAAGAAGAAGCACCUCGGCAUCCCUGAGGCUGUGUUCGUGGAGGAUGUCGACUCUUUUAUGAAGCAACCGGGCAACGAGACAGCCGACUCAGCGCUGAGGAAGCUGGACGAACAGUACCAGAAAUAUAAAUACAUGGAGCUCAACCUGUCUCAGAAGAAACUCAGGUUGAAAAGCCAGAUCCCACAAAUCACACAGACGCUAGAAAUCCUUCGACACAUGCAGAAGAAAAAGGAGACCACAGACCCCAUGGAGACACACUUCCUACUGGCUGACAAUGUUUACUGCAAGGCCUCAGUGCCGCCCACCGAUAAAGUCUGCCUAUGGUUAGGGGCUAACGUCAUGUUAGAGUACGACAUCGAUGAAGCCCAGGCUCUCCUAGAGAAAAAUCUAUCCACAGCAUCUCGUAACCUAGAGACACUCGAGGAUGAUCUGGACUUCCUGCGAGACCAGUUCACCACCACCGAAGUCAACAUGGCACGAGUCUACAACUGGGACGUGAAGAGAAGGAGCAAAGAAAACCUCCUCAAAUCAGCCGACAAGUCUUAAUAUCGACAGCACAGCGUCCACAUCCCCUUCUGCUAACUUAGUCAAAAAAACAAACAAACCCCCGACCUCCUCCCCUCCUUAGUCAUGUGUAACGUUCACCCCAGAGCUCGACGGACGAGAGGUCACGUUUAAAAUGACUCCAUUUUUGAACGCGUCCUCCCGUCAAAGUCGAGCUCAAACUUCCACCACUACUGUUUUCUGUUGAUUUGUUACUUUUUAAAGUAUUUUUUCAAGUAAAAACUAACAAAAAAAAAACAAAGGCAACGAGGCAAUUUUUGUAUUCUUUUGAAUGAUUUAA